This is a messenger RNA of Colletotrichum tamarilloi, 210 nucleotides long. RefSeq lists its product as uncharacterized. The coding region runs from base 1 to 210 and encodes 69 amino acids. NCBI's taxonomy places the organism in Eukaryota, Fungi, Ascomycota, Sordariomycetes, Glomerellales, Glomerellaceae. The transcript has a single exon. The record is from RefSeq and is a predicted model, not a curated record.
AUGCUUAUGACGAUCAAGUCAGUUUUGUGUCUGGUGUUUGUCACAAUUACUAGUACUCUCGAACCUCCCGCGCCCCUAGUCCAUCAAGGCUUGCUUAGAUCAUACAGCAGCACCUCAAUCACACACCCAGCAGUAGCAGCACUAUAUCAGGCGUGUUUCCGGGAGGCAGUCGCUGUGAGAUUUUACCUACAGGUCCUGACCACCCUUUAG